Messenger RNA from Letharia columbiana, 255 nucleotides. RefSeq lists its product as uncharacterized. The record is from RefSeq and is a predicted model, not a curated record. Lineage: Eukaryota; Fungi; Ascomycota; Lecanoromycetes; Lecanorales; Parmeliaceae. The transcript has a single exon. Bases 1 to 255 code for a protein of 84 amino acids.
AUGGAGUCAAUUGCAGAUUUGAGCAACUACUUCUUCUUCCAUACCCCUGGGAGACCUAAUUUGAAGCAAGGCAUACGAGCGUAUAGUUACGGUACUGCAGACGUGCUCACCGAUGCUCAGCUAGUUGCACUGACUCUGAACGAGAUCUGCGUUCUGCAAGGCAGAGGACAGGUCUUAUGGUACCCCAGCUAUCAACAUAAUGUGAUCAUCCUCUUCCGUGAACUUGAGUCAAGGAGCGAGAACCAUGCUCACUGA